AUGAAAAGUAACACACCUCGACAUGAUGAUCGCCGCUCCAUGGUUUCUGUUUCCAGUACUGGCAGCAGUGGCUUGGUGGAGGUAGCAAGUCAACGAUCAGCUAGUGGACAACUGCGGAAAUUCACCGCUGGAGUAGGCAAACCGGGACAGGCUCGAGAGGCCCGUGAAGCAGUACGAACAGCAAUGAGUACAAUGAAUCCGACGCGUAAACGACCAUUGGCGGAACCAUUGGAUUAUGAAAAAUUUUUGGGAGAGAACAGCUCGGUAAUAGAAAAUCUUAGUCAAAGAGAGCUGCUAUUGUUUCCACGCGAUGAUUUUACGGAAAUAUUAGUAUCUCCAGUGGAACGCACGGUAGUGCCAUCAUUAAGUGUACGAGAAAUAACAGAAGCAAAAUGGUUACUUACGCAAGAAGUCCUUUCAUUUUACAUUGCUUCAUAUCGUGUUGUCCGUUUUAAUUAUGUGCAAUUCGGUUCUGAUUAUCACAGUACUUCUGAUUAUGAUAUCGAUCUUCAGCCAUUAAUUUAUGAAAGUGAUAUGGUCUAUGAUGAACAAAAAGAGGAGUUGGAGGGUCGCUACAAUUCAGAUGUUAUUCGAGAAGGAUUCUUGUUUAUUGUUCCAGAAACUAGUCUUUUGGAUAAUUUCAAGAGCAUGAAGAAACGUUACUGUGUGUUGAGGAAAGAUGAAGACGGGAAGGUUCUCCUAGAAAUGCGAAAAUCACAAUUUGCGACAUUAACACAUCCACCAAUGAUCAUACAGCAAGCAGCUUUGUCGACUAGUAAAAAAGGCAGAAAUGUUCUUGAAGUGAGUGGAUAUGGUGCAGAAAGGCGUUCAUGGGUUUUGGCAGCUGAUUCUGAUAGCGAUUUACCGCGAUGGUUAAUUGAAAUUGAUCGUGCUUUGGCUGGUGAUUAUAAAGAUGGAAUGCCUUCAACGAGUACUAAUGCAAGGCUAGAAUCAGCGGGCACAGCAACAACAGAAGCAAAUGACGAACAAGUCUCGACUGCAAGUAAUGAUUCUAGCGAGCUAUUUGGAACUUGCUUUUGGGCUGGGCGCAAUGCUGCCUCAAAAGCCUUGCAGCCGCCUGUUGUUAAAAGACGUUCACUGUUCGCACUAUAUCCUGAUCUUGAUCGAUUAUCAAUGCCAAAAAGUGAAGCAGGCUGUUUGCUGGAAGACAUUGUUGCGAAUGAGGUAACAAGGCCUCCGGAAGAUAAGACUGUGGUACGGUUUGUUGUGGAGUUCCUGAAUUUGAAUAUUAUGUUGCCUAUUUCAAAUACAAAUGUACAGCAGAUUGAACCAUUCUUUGUGCGCAUAUUUUUGUACGAUUGUCGAGCUGGUCAUCGAUUGUCCGAAGAGUUUCAAAUUGAUCCGAAUAGCGACGAAUUAACUGCGACAUUAAAAAUUGGUGGCAGAGAUGGAAUUGGCAAAAGUUUAGUUGAUAAAAGCACAUUGGGAGAAGAUGGUGUCAAUACUUUGUCUGAGAGAAUACUUGCGGAUAAGAAUGUUCGAAAGGUUGUAUAUUCAAUUGCCAAGCCACAUCGUGAUAUUUAUCUGAUUGUUCGUGUUGAUCGACUACUAUCGGUUGAUACAUCAGCAGAAAUGUAUAUGAAAACAUCAAAUGAUCUGAAAGGUGUUGCAAAGUUACAGAAAAUGAUUCAACAGGCCUGUUCGAAAGCGACACAGGAUAAAAUGUCUUUUGCUUGGGCUGCAAGACCGGUAUUUCAAGAAAUGUUAGGAUGUGGAACGAAAUUGCCGAAUGAAAUGCAACUCUAUCGUUGUGAAGGAAGUAAACUAAGUGACGGAGAUUUGCAAAGGAUUCUCGUUGAUUUUGAACGAAUCGAAAAAUCCGGAAAACUCACACAAUUACCAACGGCAACUGUUAGCAUGAAUAUCGAUUUCUUGUCAAAGACAUCCGAGCUGUCAAUGUGUAUAAAUUCGAGUUUUAUGCCUGUUCGUCCAUGGAAUGCAACAUCAGAUAGCCUUGUGUCAGCUUGCUUUGAAGCCCAGUCUUUCAACGAUUUUGUUAGCGAGCCGCAUACAAGUCUUUUCAAUUUACUCUAUGUUUAUCCAUUAACACUUAAGUAUGAUGGCCAGAAAGCGUUUAAUAAAGCACGUAAUAUUGUGUGUACUGUACGUUUCAUUUCUGCAACCAGAGGAAAAGACAUAUCCAAAGUCAUUUACAAUCGAUUUGCAUCACCUACGCCAUUUGUACAUAGCAUGCGUUGCUCAGUGCUGUAUCACGAGCAAAACCCAGUCUUUAGUGAUGAGAUAAAAAUUCAGUUGCCAGUUUCAUUAGAUACUGGCGAUCAUUUAUUAUUUUCAUUCAGUCAUGUGUCGGUUGCAGGGAUCACUUCAAACAAAUCUCAAAAUGAGAAUUCUGAUAGUCCUAUUGGAUAUGCGUGGUUACCUUUGUUAAAGAAAGAUCGUUUAAUUAUUGAACGAGAUGAGCAAGAGUUUUCAUUAUCGGUUGCCAUCGAUUUACCAUCUGAUUAUAUAAACUACCAGUCACUAGGAUUUGGAAAAGGAGCAAAUAUCCACUGGGUAGAUAAUGGCAAACAGUUAUUCCGUGUGCGUCUGCGACUUGUUUCAUCAGCAUUUACAACAGAAUCAAAGUUGCAAGCAUUCUUUCAAAGUUGUCAAAAACUUCAACGUGCAGGUGUUGCUGGCGAUGCAUCGUCAAAAAGCAAAUGGUCCAGUCCGCCGGGUUCAAUUUCGGCAGUUAGCAAUACACCGCCGUCACCUUCCUCAUUACCGGUCAAACGUUCCUGUUCACCAUCUAUCGAAGAUUGUGGAAUUUCGAAGGAGGAGAAGUUUUGGCAUUAUGUAGUGCGGAAAAUCGAGGAACUGUUGGAAGUCGAAAUUGAUAGAAUCAUUCCAUUCUUGCCGGUAACUUUGAAUCGGUUAUUCACCUUAUUGCCAUAUUCGUCAACCGAUGAAAUAGCUCUGAGCACUUUGAGGACCUUGAUUGGUAUUACUGAUAAAAUUGCUGCAACAGGUCAAAAUCAUCUUUUGCGUACAUUUGUCAUUUAUUAUUUCCAACCAGCAGCAAUGAAAGGCAAAUCAAAUCUUGAAGACGAAACCGUACAUUCAGCCUUAUGCAAGCACAUCACUUCUCAUAUCAGCUGUGUUCAGACAGAUAAUGACUCACUUGUCUCAGCAUUCCGGCAACUUUGGUUUCUUCUGGUUGUUGUUGCGAAGAGCAUGGCAUUAUGGUUGCUUGAUGUCGGUUUAUAUAAGGUACCGAGAGAAAAUCGUUUUUCACAGGAAUUGCUGUUUAGAAUUGAACAGUUAAUUGAUAAAGUUGUACCUCUUAUCAUAGCAAAACACCGAGAUAUUCCUCAAGAGUGUCGACUGGCAAAUUCAGCUGUAGCUUAUUUCUUAAGGUACUGCUUGAGUUUUAUGAAUCGUGGGUCCGUAUUCUCCUGGAUAUAUCGCGUCGUUGAAAAUAUGGAUGAAAGUUGCUCAAGGACUAUACUUGAUUAUAAACUGCAAUUUUUGCACAUAAUUAGCAGUCACGAGCACUGGAUACCACUAUGCUUGCCGCUUAUGUGUGAUGUUUCCGGAAAUAUCUUCAGGAAGAACAACACACCAAAUACAGAUAACAUAUAUAGCCGGUGUGCAGACGAAUUCAUCCUUUCUGCUUCUUAUUGCAAACAUCACUUUCCAGUUGGUUUGCUCUAUCAAGAAGUGGAUGCAUCACUUCGGGAACCGCGUGAUUAUCGACGAAAAGUAGUUGCGUUGUUGAGAAAUUUGUUUGCAAAGCAUGCUAGUGAUAAACGGUAUAUGGAUACUAAUGCUCAAAGUUAUAUUGCUACAUUGUAUUCUCCAUUAAUCAGUUUAGUACUUGAUAAUGUGGCAGAAUUUGAAUCGGCUGCUAAAACGGAUCCACAAAGCUUGUCACCUACCGGUCGAUCUUUAUCCUUACCAUCACAUGGAUUGUUAUCUAGAAUGGGAUGUUCUCUGAAAAGUGGUUUCUCGCAUCAAUUUUAUGCUGAAAAAGUUAGCUCUAACUCAUCUGUACCUUGUAUCGCCGGUUUAAUGGAAAAGCUGGAUCGAGGUGAAUCACGGGAUUUGAUGUUGUGUACGCUUUAUUUAUUACAUUUCCUGCCACAUAAAAUUUUGGCUGCAAUGGUAUCUUGGUAUGAAUCAAAUGGUUCUCUUAACAGUUUCAUCUAUUUAUUAUGUAUUGCUCUCGAUUUCUUCAGAUAUCAUGGCAGAAAUCAGACUAUGCAACAGACAUCUAAUAAAAUACGAGGCACACGAAAAACGCUAGUAAUUCUGCCACAUUCUAGCUCAUCCGCUGGAACACUGGGUACUAAUUCGACCACAGUAGAUAGUCGAACGUCAGCAUCGAGCGGCUUCAGUUCCCUCGGAACAGAUCCGUUGUCGACAAAGGCAUGCAUUGAAACUGACGCAGAGGAUGCAACUCCAUUCAGUGUGUUGCAAGAAUCAAAUCUGACUCAAGAAGUAGCUCUAAUUGUUUUAGAAACUGUGAAAGUUUUAGCUCAACAUGUUUCAAAUAUUAUUAAAAAUUCAACGAAUCCCGAAGGAAAUAAAAGUUUUUAUCAGUUGCUUCGUCUCUUAUUAUCAUUACUGGACGAUUAUUGGCCAGAAGCUGUACGACAUCACGCCCUCGCCGCGCUUGCUGUUUUUGUUAGUUUGUUCCGCAUUCAACUUUUUCAAAGUGGUCCUCUGGAUGGCUUAGCUCUAUUGAUCGAGUCACUUUUGCUCCAGAUGAAUAGUCGACUUCCGAAAAUACAGAGUGCCGCUGCAGCACUGUUACAUCUGAUUCUUAGAAAUGGCUACGAUUGCACCUCGAAGACAGUACGCCUUCCUAUGGCCAAUUUAAAUGUAACAAAAUCCCCAAGAAUCUUCGAUGUUCAAAGGCUUGGUCGACCUGGCUCUCAGACCGGCGUCGCAUUAUCAAGAUUGCUUGGAAGGAAAGUUCCUCUGGCUAGCAGAAGUCGUUUCGAACAGGGAUUGCAAAUUUUAGAAAUAUUAGUAAAACCUGUGCCUGGAAGUAGACCAACGUAUUUUGAACGAGGAGUGGAAGAAUUAAUUCAGCAAUUACGAGGUGUACUUUCGGCAACUGGUGCUCUUGCGAAUGCUGUUGAUGAUCCUGUAUUUUUUUAUGCAGUUUGCUUACUUGAGAAGCAUUAUGUGCAAGCAUCAUGUGCAACUGCUAACUUUUUAUUAGAGCUCACAAAGAAUAGUUUUCUCAUUUGUCCUCGUAAGAAAAAGUUGGUGUCUAUUUUUAUCUGUGAAAUUCGAUUAGCAGAUUUACAUGUACAGCUGGCUGAUAGCUAUCGAGGAUCGGCAGCGUUAAGAAGUGCCUGGUUUGAAACACUUGCUGAAAUGCAUAUUCGUGAACGCUGGUUUUCUGAAGCAGCUGUUUGUGAAGCUCAUGUAAUUGCUAUCAUUGGUCGAGAGCUUGCCAUUAAUGGAUAUGCGAAAAUUGACUGGAAUUUACUGGCCUGCAUCAACGAUACGAUAGCCAAGGAAGAAAUUGUAAAUGAUACAGAUUCAGAAAUUAUACAACAAGCAGGAUUCAGUUUGGAUACUUUCACUACGAAAAUAGAAAAGUUAGUUCAAACGUUAAUCAUGGCUGAAAGAUAUGAAGCAGUGGGACCAGUUUGCCGUUUAGCAAUUCCAGUGUAUGAACAACAAAAAAAUUAUCGAGCAUUGGUUAGCAUAUAUGCAGAGUUGCAACAAGCAUAUGCUUUGGCGGAUCAAAUGAAAGUCAGUGGCAAACGACAUCUUGGAACAUAUUUUAAAGUACUUUUCUAUGGAUCUAAACAUUUUGGAGAACAACAUUGUACGGAAUGGGUUUAUCGUGAAGUAGGCCAUACCUCUCUGGCAGAAGCUUGUGAGCGCAUGACAGAUUCAUGCCGUUGUGUUCUUGGCCAUGAUCGAGUACAAAUUAUCCCAGCAAGAGAAAUUGAUAAAACAAAAUUAGAAGAAUCGACAGCAUAUAUACAGAUGAUUCAUGUCGAACCAUGUAUGAACGGCCAUGAUGUUAGUAGUUAUGAAGCUCAUACAAACACACGAGAUUUCUUCUAUGAAGUGUCAGUGAUUGAUGAAAAAAUAACAGCCGAUGCACCAGAAGUCGCUCGGCAAGCACUUAAACGUAUUUUUAUUAAAGUAGAAGAUAGUUUCCCGAAUACAAGACGCCGUUCACGUGUCGUGAAUCAAUUUGAAACAUUCUUGUCACCAUUGGAAUUAGCGUGUGAUAAAUUGAUUUUCAAAUCAAAACAAUUGCGUCGAACAUUAGAAGCAGCAUCAACUACUGGCGAGCCAACGAGACGUUUGGAUGUCAAAGGACUGCAACUGUUGUUACAGGGCGCUAUACAACCUACUGUGAAUAUUGGUCCUCUUGCCUAUGCAGAAGCAUUUACAACACCAGCGCAGAAAAUUCUUUAUGGUUCUAGUGGCAUUGAAAAAUUGGCUGGUGCUUUCAGGUGUCUUGUAUCGGUUUGCGCGGAAGCUUUAGACGCAAAUGAAGCAGUUAUUGGUGAAGACCAAGUUGAAUACCAUAAUAUGCUGAAGAACGCAUUCGCAGCGAUGAUGGAAAGGCUUAACGACUACUUUGGAGAUAUUGUUUCGUUGGACGGAGAUAAAACGGACAAGAUAUCCACUCCAGAUGAAAUGAGUCUAAAGAACUCCAUGCAUAUCCUGGAUUCUAUCGGCGGGGUUGGCAGUUAA
Acanthocheilonema viteae is the source of this 6696-nucleotide messenger RNA. Lineage: Eukaryota; Metazoa; Nematoda; Chromadorea; Rhabditida; Onchocercidae. The record is from the annotation of a GenBank genome assembly.